AUGGGUAACGAGACCCUUCAACAGUUCGCCGCGCUCGAUCUCGACUACUUGAUUAUAGGUGGAGGUACUGCGGGGCUAGCUGUUGCUGCGCGCCUCACUGAGGACCCUGAAUUUCGCGUGGGGGUCAUCGAAGCCGGUCCAUCGGUCUUAAACAUAGAUGAUAAUGGUGCGAUCAAUGUUCCUGGUCGAUAUGGCGAAACCAUCGGCUCAAAAUACGAUUGGAAAUUCAAAACUACCCCACAGCCGGGCCUAGGUGGAAGAUCACUACCAUGGCCACGAGGCCGUAUAUUAGGCGGCACAAGUGCGCUGAAUCUUAUGGCUUGGAAUCGGGGUCAUCGCAAGGAUUACGAUGCUUGGGCGGAACUGGGGAAUGAGAGAUGGGGAUGGGAAGAUCUACUGCCCUUUUUCCGUCACAGCGAGAACUUCCACCCACCGAGCUCCGCUCAUCAGAAACAUUAUCAGUCCUCUUAUGAUCCUCAGGUUAAUGGAACGAAGGGCCCUAUACAUACAACUCACGCCAAGCAGUAUGGCCCCACUCACCAAUAUUGGCAUGAGACGCUCAAUCGUCUGGGGAUUCCAUCUACGCGCGAUAGUCUGGCCGGUGAUAAUACAGGUGUCUGGAACAUGCUCUGCACAAUUAAUCCAGAUAGUCAAGAGCGCAGCUACUCUGCAUCUGCAUACUACCACCCCAUUGCGAAACGGCCAAACUUGCAUAUACUGACCGAAGCCACUGCCAUGGAAAUCCUGUUUGAAUCUGAAGAUGAUGAUUGGUACGCAACAGGGGCUCGAGUACGCUGGAACGGACUGGAAGCAAAUAUUAAAUCAUACGAAGAGGUAAUUAUCUGUGCUGGUAGCGUGCAAUCUCCACAACUUCUGGAGCUAUCCGGUAUUGGCGACCAGGACGUGUUGGAAGCUGCUGGAAUUGAGACGAAAGUCCACAGUCCCAAUGUAGGAGAGAAUCUACAGGAGCAUAUGAUGACUGCCACCAUCUUCGAAGUACCCUCCACGAUUCCAACUCGUGAUGACAUUCUCAAAGACCCAAUUCAGCGCGAAGCCGCGGACCUGGCAUACUGUCCACUUUCGAAGAUCUUAACACCCGAGGAAUGUGAUGAACUCCACACCCAGGCUAAGGAAGUCGCGCGAAAAACAGGACGUACACAUGACGCUCUUCUAGCCAGUCAAUUUGAGUCCGGCCAAGCGCGCGGUCAAAUCGAGUAUCUCUUCGAUCUGGGUAAUUGGAGUCCAUAUUUUGUCUCUGAGCCAGGAAAGAAAUACGCCACGAUGCUGCAAAUGCUGCAGUACCCUUUCUCACGCGGGUCUAUCCAUAUACCCCCUAUGAGCGAGAUCAAUUAUGAAAAGACCACCAUUGAUGACAAGCCCGUGAUUGAUCCGCGGUAUUUUCUAGGACCCGGGGAGAUUGAUAAGAAGGUCAUGGCCAAAGCCCUCAGAUGGGGAGAUCGGAUCUGUCAAACCGAGCCUUUAGCCAAAGUCAUUAGCGGUCGAGUGUUUCCUCCUCCCGCGAACGGGGCAGAUUCCGAGGAGAAAGUAUACGAAGACUUUGUCUCGAAUUAUACUGUCACCGACUGGCAUCCCGUUGGGACGUGCGCUAUGGGUGAAGCAGACGGAAUCAAUGGUGGAGUUGUGAAUGAUAUGUUACAGGUACAUGGGGUUCAUGCUCUGCGGGUUGUAGAUGCUAGCAUCAUGCCUUUGCAGGUUGGGGCACAUAUCCAAGCCACUGUAUAUGCGAUUGCCGAAAAGGCGGCGGAGAUGAUCAUAGAUGACUAUUUUGCUCGAAAUGGUCCCCUGUGA
This is a messenger RNA of Penicillium griseofulvum, 1809 nucleotides long. Its product is annotated as GMC family oxidoreductase. The coding region runs from base 1 to 1809 and encodes 602 amino acids. NCBI's taxonomy places the organism in Eukaryota, Fungi, Ascomycota, Eurotiomycetes, Eurotiales, Aspergillaceae. Gene Ontology annotation, molecular function: oxidoreductase activity, acting on CH-OH group of donors; flavin adenine dinucleotide binding. The record is from RefSeq and is a predicted model, not a curated record. The transcript has 5 exons.